UUAGCAGACUCACUCACCACAUGUCCACAAUAACACCAGAAAUAAAACAAAAUGCAGAAGCAACACUGCAGCCAUUUGCUCUUGAUUUCUUGCUUUUGUUUUUCUACAGCACUGGCAGCUCUUUCAUGGAACCAAGACAAGCAGUUCAAUCAGGCUAAGAACUAUGAGGGCUCCUCUGAUCUAGUGGACCUUCAGUACCACAUGGGUCCUGUCCUUGCAUCUCCUAUAAACCUUUAUGUAAUCUGGUAUGGCAAUUGGAACCCAACCCACCAAGCCAUUAUAAGAGAUUUCCUCUACUCCUUUUCUUCCUCUUCUUCUUCCUCCUCUUACCCGUCUGUUGCCAAUUGGUGGCGGACGGUCCGGCUCUACACUGACCAAACGGAAUCGAAUAUCACCGGGAGCAUCGUCCUCUCCGGUGAGCACUAUGACACUAAAUACUCCCAUGGUGCUUAUCUCAGUCGUUUAGCAAUCCAAUCUGUCAUUAGAACUGCUGUCACUUCAAAUCCAAGGGCUCUGCCUCUCAAUCCUCACAAUGGCCUCUACUUAGUACUGACCUCUUCGGACGUUCGAGUCCAAGACUUCUGCAGGGCGGUGUGUGGCUUUCACUACUUCACCUUCCCGACCAUUGUUGGUGUCACCGUGCCCUACGCGUGGGUUGGUUAUAGCGGAACGCAGUGUCCGGGCAUCUGUGCCUAUCCAUUUGCAUGGCCUGAAGAGGAUCCAGGAAAGCCACCACCAAGCACAAAUGGAGGCAACAAGAUUAUGGCUCCACCUAAUGGGGAUGUGGGUGCUGAUGGGAUGAUCAGUGUGAUUGCUCAUGAGCUCGCGGAGGUGUCGAGUAACCCGCUCGUGAAUGCAUGGUAUGCCGGUGAUGAUCCAACUGCACCAACCGAAAUAGCAGAUUUGUGUGUGGGUGUUUAUGGGAGUGGCGGGGGUGGUGGAUAUGUGGGGAAAGUGUACAGGGACUCUUGGGGAUCUGGGUAUAAUGUGAAUGGAGUGAAGGGAAGAAGGUUUCUAGUGCAAUGGGUAUGGAACCCUGUGAAAAGGAGAUGCUUUGGUCCCAAUGCUGUGGACUGAUUUCCUAACAUUUCUUCCACUGCCUCUUGCUUUUGAUGUGUCUCAGAAAGGGCUGGACGGGGCUGGAGGGAAAGAAUAUGGCCGGUAAUCAAAUGGGAGCACAGGAUUAUAUUGUGCUGACCAGCUUGCUUGCUGUGGAAGUAUAUAUAUAUAUAUUCAUAGAGCUGAUGCUUUCUAUACUUCCUUCUGAUUUGAUGAUUUCUAUACUUUGCUUGUGAAUUCAUAUAUCUACGCUUGUGUAUGCAACCAAGGAUCUGGAUCAUAAAUUUUACCUGUGAAAUGCACUGUAAUGUGAAAGAAAGAACCAUUUCUCUCUAAGUAGUAAUAAAUUGCUCUUGGAUGUCACACCAAUCCAUUUCCCAAUAUUUGAUUCCAGACAUUU
Alnus glutinosa is the source of this 1459-nucleotide messenger RNA. Its product is annotated as protein EXORDIUM-like 7. The transcript has a single exon. The coding region runs from base 52 to 1077 and encodes 341 amino acids. The record is from RefSeq and is a predicted model, not a curated record. NCBI's taxonomy places the organism in Eukaryota, Viridiplantae, Streptophyta, Magnoliopsida, Fagales, Betulaceae.